AUCAUUCUGCGCACACGCAGAAAGAGAAAACGUCAGCGGCCUCCAACUUUAUUCAGGCAGACAGCUUCGCCGCUCAUGUGCAAUGAUGCGGAAUCUUUCAUACGUGACCGUAUUCCUCGGCAUCGUCUGCUGUCGGUCGUCUGCUAGCGUUCAUCAUUCAUCCGUUAGCAAUGUUAUUGGCGGCUCAUCGGCUGGCAACAACGGCACAAUCAACGCGUCCCUGCAACCCGAGACGCUGCAACUUUACGAAGGCGAGAGAAAGGAUAUAUCUGUCGUGCUUCAGAUCAAUUCGAGUGUAACGGUCGAUAAUUGGGGGAGCCAAGUUACUGUGACAGCCGACUCCGAGGACCCGGAUCUGUUUGUCGUGCACGGAGACAGGACACUGGUCAAGAAAGUGGAUGGUCGGUUGCAAGUGAAUGCGACGAUCGAAGGGGUGUUUCUGGGUCGUUCGACAAUAUCUUUCACGAUUUGCAUCGACGAUCAGACGAACGAAGAAUGCAUGCACGUCUCUUAUCCAGUCGCCAUUUUAAGGGCCCCCUCCGUAUUACGAACCAUGUUCCCCGUACUCAUAGUCGCCAUCGUGUCCAUAAACUACAUCAACAUGGGAUGCCAAAUCGACAUCGGCAGCGUCUGGAAGAAACUCAAGACGCCGCUAGCUCCUCUGGUCGGAUGCUUCUGCCAAUUCCUCUUCAUGCCUCUGGUAUCAUACGGAAUCGGGUUGCUUUUGCUCAAAAGCGCGGUGCUAAGGUUCGGGUUCUUCCUACUAGGCUGUUCCCCUGGCGGCAAUUCCAGCAACCUAUGGACGCUCCUGCUGGACGGUGACGUUACUCUAAGCAUCGCCAUGACUUUCGUCAGCACUGUAGCCAGUAUCGGAAUGAUGCCUCUGUGGACCUUUAUACUCGGACGUCACAUCGCUCCAGAAACGGGUUCCUUCAAAAUCCCUUUCAGCAACAUCGCCGGAAGUCUGGCAGCACUCGCCAUACCGAUCGGCGUCGGGAUGCUCAUUCGUCGCCUGAAGCCCGACUGGGCCGAGAAGUCCAAGAGAUACAUCAAGGCCACGACUCUAGUCAUACUAGUGUUCAUCCUCGUCAUCAGCUGCACCGUCAACCGUUACAUUUUCUUGCUGAUGACGUGGCAAACAUUCCUGAGUGGUGCUCUGGUUUCGUGGAGUGCGUACAUCUUCGGUGCGCUAGCUGCCCUCGUGGUUAGGCUUAAGAAGCCACAAGUCAUCGCUCUAGCGAUAGAGGUCGCCUUUCAAAAUGGUGGUAUCGCGACGGUGAUUCUAUACACGUCUCUCCCCGAACCAGACUCUGAUAUUGUGAUUGUACCUGUCGUCUGCCAAAUCAUCUUGCAGGGCGUCCCGCUGUACGUGCUACUGCUCGUGCUGAAAAUAAGAAACGCCAUUCGUGUGCGGUGGGGUGGUAAGGAGGAGGAGAAACAAGCAGACGAGCUAAAGCCUUUGCCGCCGGAUAACUGCGGUUGCGGGAAGACAGCGACUGAACGUAACGAUGAUGUUGAGAAAGCAGACGAGAAAUUGAAUGACGAGAGCGGUAGAGAUGACGAUGUCGAUGGAAAUGCGCCGAGGAAAACGUGACCGUUUACGAGCGCCUUCCAGGACUGUUUUAGAUCGAUGAAUGUCGCCUGUUACCUGUUAUAUGUUCAGAGAUAAGUCCUUUAUUUUGUACAUCUGGAAUAUCGAAUUAUACACUGCCACAUA
Molecule: messenger RNA, 1717 nt
Organism: Ornithodoros turicata
Lineage: Eukaryota; Metazoa; Arthropoda; Arachnida; Ixodida; Argasidae
Product: ileal sodium/bile acid cotransporter-like
Exons: 5
Coding region: 83-1594 (503 amino acids)
Cellular component (GO): membrane
Source: RefSeq, a predicted model, not a curated record